Messenger RNA from Phialemonium atrogriseum, 2209 nucleotides. RefSeq lists its product as uncharacterized. The transcript is spliced from 2 exons. Gene Ontology annotation, molecular function: protein binding. The record is from RefSeq and is a predicted model, not a curated record. Lineage: Eukaryota; Fungi; Ascomycota; Sordariomycetes; Cephalothecales; Cephalothecaceae. The coding region runs from base 395 to 1711 and encodes 438 amino acids.
AGAAAAGACGUGGUUGAUGCUCAUUGGGCUGGGUAUGUUAUUUUGUGGUCUCGCUUUUCGCAUGUUUCUGAGACACCUUUUGUCCCUGAUCGUGGAUGCAAACAUUCGACAAGGUAUGUUCUUGCUUAUUGACGCUAUUGAACACUGUGGCUCGUUCCUUGGAAGUCUGGUAGUGACUAAACUUUACGGGCUUGGGCUGAAAUGGGGUGGUUGUUGGAGGGGAAUUCCAUUCUUGGCCACGUCAUUCCUGUUUCUUGCUGCUUUCGUUAUUGUUGUUGCCUGGCACUUGCAUCCGCCUCUUCAAGCCGGACCGGUACGUGGGUGAAGCGGGCUGCAGAAAAGGUGAGAGUCCGUCCUUGGCCAACGGUAUGGACAAGAUGGGAUGGAGCAGUAGAUGACCAACGCGGCCGCACGUGACACUCGCCGCAUUUGCUCAGCCAGCUCAAUACCUACAUAUAAACAGUCCGCCACUUUCCGCAGGAGGAUUCACCACAUCAUCCAGAAUCGUCCAAAUAAAUUCGCUAAGAUGCCACUCCAAGACUUACCUCCAGAGGUGCUAGUCCGCAUUUUUGCCUCGGCCGGCUCUCGACCUGAUCUGCGAGCGAUGGCAAGCACCUCCCGGCGCAUUUACUCUGUCUUUUUGGACGAGAGACCAGCGCUCAUCUACCAAGCUCUCUCCACCGAACUAGGUCCAGUUCUCAGCGAUGCCCUUGCUUUCUCCAACACAGAGCCUCUUGACGCAUCGUCGCUGUCGUACCACCAGCAGGUUCGAGACUCUGUGUCUAUGUACGACGCCUAUCUCACAGGCCAGAACAACCCAUCCCCACGCCAAGUCUCACUGGAUCACGCACUUGAUCUGGUCAACUCAUACCAAACAAUGACCUAUUUAACAAGCGUAUACACCACCUCCAAAUUGAUGCUUUUCCAGAAGGAAAUCAAACCCUCCUCCUCAAGCACGCCCUUGGUUGCUCCGCCAAGCCAGACAGAGCAUCUGCGCAUCCUCCGCAGCUUUUACCGCCUGCAGAUGAUCUUCAACCUCUGCGGCAGCUGUGCGCCAGGACUGCGGCGGAAGUACAACAAACCCGACACCGAGUGCAUCAAUUAUCGCCUGUUUGGGCUAUGGGAGCCAUGGGAGCUACAGCAGGUUCUCUGCGUCGCCGCCUUCACAAGCAGACUCCACCGCCACCUCACCCAGAUCGAGGACGACGACCUGAGGGGGGAGGGCAUAUCGCGGCGCGUCUUCUUCGGGCUCGGUGCCCUGCGAGAAUUUAUUGGGAAACUGCGCGCUGCCGAUGAGGCCACGUGGCAGAAAGUACUACAGGACACGUCGAGCCUUCGGUCUGAGCCCCGGACCAUGGGGACGUUCGCGCAGUACGGCACGGACUGCUUCGACUACCGCUACCACGAUUACCGCAUGCAGAAAUUUCCGCCCGGGAGGUAUAGUUUCCCGGUAGGCGUCCCCUUCGAUGGCGACCACGUCACGUCCCCGCCCCUGGCCUGGGUGGAUGCGCACGAUGGGCGGUACACGCACGACUUCUUCGCAGGGCAGGAGAGGACGCGGAGGGGCCGCCUGGAGAUGCAGCAUCUGGGCAAACGGAUGGGGUUGGUAUGGGACCUCUUGGGCUUCGUCAUGUGGGAUGCGCCGCGAGUCACUGCGUUGAAGACGUCGUCUAUCUUGUCAGAAUUUGCAACGGGCUGGGCGCUCGGCUAAGUACUUGUAAUUACAGUACAAAAGCACACGCAACAGGCCGCCCUCUCUCUAGUGGUAACAUGACAAAAUAAACAUGUCAAGCAAAGCCCGCGUGUUUCAAAAGCCGAAUGGCCAAUGAUCACCACUGGCAAAGCACGACGGUGGUCAUGGUCGGGUUGUACACAAUCCCGCACCCCUCAACUUGCUUCUCCAUGUGCGAACACCACAUAUUCUUGACACCAUCACAAACCAGCAGCCCCAACUUAUCUUCAGUCCCCUUGUACGUGCACGUGAAGCCCACGGCCUCGAACGGCCCCAGCGUCGGCGGGAACCCGGGACUAGCGCCGUUGGCCGCGGUCGUCGACUUGGUGAAGACUGCAGACGAAUCGCACAGCUCGACCGGCCGAUCCAGCGUCGACGCCAACACGCUCCACGACCGGACCCACUGCCCGAAGCCGAAGCCCCCCUCCGAGUUGGCCAGCAGCUCCAUCAGCGCGAUGAUGAUGAAGCCAUUCUCGG